Phalaenopsis equestris is the source of this 2081-nucleotide messenger RNA. Its product is annotated as probable cystathionine gamma-synthase 2. The record is from RefSeq and is a predicted model, not a curated record. NCBI's taxonomy places the organism in Eukaryota, Viridiplantae, Streptophyta, Magnoliopsida, Asparagales, Orchidaceae. The transcript is spliced from 12 exons. Gene Ontology annotation, molecular function: cystathionine gamma-synthase activity; pyridoxal phosphate binding. Gene Ontology annotation, biological process: transsulfuration. The coding region runs from base 199 to 1845 and encodes 548 amino acids. Gene Ontology annotation, cellular component: chloroplast.
CGUCUCGCACGUCUUUCCGCGUCAAUCUGUUUCGUCCCAAACUAAUCGGCUUCGUGACCGAACUCACGCGAUACAGUCGCAACUAGCUGGGAACGCAUCGACGGGAUCGCGGCUUACAGAGACCCCCAUUUUUCUCCUUCCGCUCUUCUCCUGCCCGAAACCAUUGAGGAAGACAGGCUUUAAAGCUUUUUGAAGAUCAUGGCUGUCGUAUCUGCCUCCUUGUCGCUGCACUCCCCUCUUCAUGUAUCGAAUACAAGCCUCUUCGGUUCCUCCUCCGAUUGCUGCCCCCCUUCAUCCGGGCACAACAGAUCCAGUAGCGGAGCCGAGAAAACAGCUUUUGAAAAAAGGGCCGUCUUCCUCGGCCGUCGUGUUACCUUCGGAGGCAUCCACUUCGGCCUUAUCCUCCGUUUUCCCCCCAACUUCGUGCGCCAACUUAGCAACAAGGCUCGCCGGAACUGCAGCAACAUCGGUGUAGCUCAGAUCGUUGCGGCUUCGUGGUCUAACGACCAGCCCCCUUUUGAAUCUUCGGUGUCCGCCACCUCUCUGGCUGCCGCGGCUGUUGUUUUUCCGGAGGAGAUGACUGAAUCUACCAAAUGUGAUUCUGAUAUUCUCUCCCCCGAAGCUGAGGUUCCGAAUGCUGCCACUACCACACCAGCCAUGUCUGCUUUAUUUGGCUCCGAUCAGAGCCUUACUGUACAUGCCGGUGAACGAUAUGGUCGUGGCCUGGUUACGGAUUCCAUUACUACCCCGCUUGUUAGGACUUCCGCCUACUGGUUCAGGAAUUCGGAUGAGUUGAUCGAUUUCAAGGAGGGAAGACAUGAUAGUUAUGAGUAUGGUCGCUAUGGAAAUCCCACCACAAUGACAUUGGAGGAGAAAAUGAGGGCGUUGGAACAAGCAGAGUCAACUCUCUUUGUGUCCUCUGGGAUGUAUGCUACCGUGGCGUUGUUUGGGGCAUUAGUUCCUGCUAAUGGGCAUAUUAUCACUACGACUGAUUGCUACCGGAAGACCCGAAUGUACAUUGAGAAAGAGCUUCCAAAAAUGGGUAUUAAGGUUACCAUCAUUAAUCCUGCUGAUAUGAAUGCACUGAAGUGUGCACUGGAUCAAGAAAAUGUUUCUCUCUUCUUUACAGAGUGUCCAACUAAUCCUUUCCUUAGAUGUGUUGACAUUGCGUUGGUUUCAAAGCUUUGCCAUGAUAAAGGGGCUUUAGUUUGCAUAGAUGGAACCUUCGCGACACCUCUUAAUCAAAAAGCCUUACCAUUGGGUGCUGAUUUAGUUCUUCAUUCCGCAACAAAGUAUAUUGGUGGUCAUAAUGACGUGCUUGGAGGUUGCAUUAGUGGGUCAGAACAGCUAGUUUCAAAAAUACGCCUACAUCAUAAUGUUAUUGGCGGUGUUCUUAAUCCUGAUGCGGCUGCUAUGUUCAUCAGAGGCAUGAAAACUUUGCAUCUGCGUGUACAGGAACAGAAUAACACAGCACUUAGGAUAGCCCAAGUUUUAGAGGAGCAUCCCAAGAUUUUGAGGGUUUAUUAUCCAGGGCUGCCAAGUCACCCGGAGCACCACAUCGCCAAGAGGCAAAUGACUGGCUUUGGUGGUGUGGUCAGUUUUGAGGUUAUGGGUGACUUCAACGCUACUAAACAGUUCAUUGAUUCUUUAAAGAUACCUUACAUCGCCCCAUCCUUCGGUGGUGUUGAGAGUAUUGUUGAUCAGCCUGCUAUCAUGUCUUACUGGGAUAGCAAAGAGGAUAGAGUGAAAUAUGGGAUCGCGGACAAUCUUGUUAGGUUUAGUUUUGGAAUAGAGGCGUUUGAGGACCUGAAAGCCGAUAUCUUCCAGGCUCUCGAAACAAUCUAAGUGCAACUCAACCCAUGCUGUCUAAGGUGAAAAAUGAAGGAAUUCCUCUUUGUAAGCCUUCUUUUUUAACCAUCAAUAUUGUUGAUCUGCUGUGUGGUGUAACACUUUCUGAUACUCUUUUAAUCCUCUUGAGAGAGCUUAUGGAAAAUAAGCUCAUGUUAGUCUUGUUGUUGUAUGAUUUUUUUUGCGGAAAUUGACAAUUUUGUUUGUGUCAAUAGAGUUCCUGUUGGAGUGAA